GCCCUCUUCCACUCUUUUUGCAUGGGAGCUGGUGUGAAGUGCAAUGAGUGGCUCAGACCAUCUGGAGCUUCCAGUAAUGUCCCUGCUGGGCAUCCGUGCUGUUAGGAUACAGUUCAUCACGCCUGCUUUCUCCUCCUCUCCCCAGACUGCAGGAGUCCACUUGGUUAGACUGACAGCUCUCAACAUAAAGUGCGAGAUCAAAGAUCCUGCCAAUCACCGACCAAAUUAUGGACACAUUUCAUCUGGCACCAGGGGAAUGCAGAGUGGAAAUCAGGAUGAAGACAAUAAAGGAAUGGUCAGAGAAUGAAGGGAAGGGAGGAGAAGCGGAGAGUGAAGAAAAAGAGGCAGGGAGCUAGAAGAAAAAAGGGUGAUGUCACUGGCUCUUGACGGCAGCCAAUCAGAGACGGGGAGAGGCAGCGAGGGAGCCAGGAGAGGGUGUGUUUUCCUCGCACUGCAGCAUCAGCAGUGAAGAGAGGCCACAAUCAAUCUGACACAGAGCAGGAGACACAAGAACCUUCAGGGACAGAUAAAACAACAGAGUUGCCAGAGGAGGACGGAAACCCGAAGCCGUUUCUGAACUGCAGAGUGAAAGUGCAUCAGGAGGGUGUGGACCUGAGAGAAACAUACAGGAAGGAGAAACAGUGAAGAUUGCUCUUCUCUGACUGGGAUAAUCUCAGAUUUUCCUGCCCGUUGUGUUUGUGCCUGUCAGCAGGUGCAAUGCCUGCCACGUCACAACAGCAGGUGGGCAGCAGGGGGCGAUGCGCUAUGCUUCUGCUCCCUCUCCUCCUGCUGUCCGUGGCUCCCAGGCCUGGGAAUGCUACCAUCAACAUCCCAUCCAAAUGUGAGUACAGGAUUUUACAUUGCAUCUAAUUUGCAUGUGCAUGUGAAAAGCCCCCCAGUGAUUACCGCUCAGCCGGUGUCUGUCACCACCUUUUCAGCAGAUGACAUCAUGCUCACCUGUGAGGCAACUGGAAAUCCCCCGCCCACGUUCCGCUGGGUGAAAGAUGGUGUGGAGUUUGACCCCUCUAAAGACCCUGAACUCUCCGUGUCCAGAGAUUCUGGGACCUUCUCAUUGACAGCCAAAGAUGGACCCAUUCACCAAUAUCAGGGCAGAUAUAACUGCUACGCGUCUAACGAUCUCGGCACGGCAGUGUCUAACGAGGCUCGCAUUGUCACAGAGAACACUCCCACUCUACAGAAGGAGAGGAAGGUGUCGAAGAAGGUGGAGGAAGGAGAGAGUGUGGUGCUUCCCUGUAAUCCUCCUAACAGCACUGUGGCUCCAGUCAUCCACUGGAUGGACAAGAAGCUGCGGCACAUUCAGCAAAACGAACGUGUGAUUCAGGGUCGCGAAGGAAACUUGUACUUCUCUCAUGUGACUGUGGCAGACAGUCGAGACGACUACACCUGCAACACUCAAUUCCCCAGCGCGCGUAUCAUCGUCCUCAAAGAGCCCAUCAAACUCACUGUUGUUCCCUCUAACUCAGUGGUGCGUAACAGAAGACCACAAAUGAUGCGACCCACUGGCUCCCGCAGCUCCUACCUGGUGCUCAGCGGCCAAAACCUGGAUCUGGAGUGCAUUGUUCAGGGCCUGCCCUCUCCCAAUAUCCAGUGGAUCAGGAAAGAUGGAGUCCUGUCUGAGUCCCGCACAUCCAAAGAUAGUUAUGAUCGAGUUCUGCGCUUUAAGAAUAUCUCAGAGUCUGACAGCGGCGAGUACCAGUGUACUGCCACAAAUCUGCAAGGCAUAAUCACUCACACCUACAGCGUCACUGUGGAAGCUGCCCCAUAUUGGACUAAAAAACCAAAGAGCCAGCUAUACGCCCCGGGAGAGACGGUCAAACUGGACUGUAUGGCUGAUGGCAUUCCCAGCCCUGGGGUCACCUGGAGCAUCAAUGGCAAUCUUCUUACUGAUAUUGACCCAGACCCCAGACGCAGCGUGAAACAUGGCGUUCUCACUCUGAAGAAUAUGGAACUCAGUGACACUGCAGUGUAUCAGUGCAAAGCGGUCAAUAAGCACGGCUCUAUACUCAUCAAUGCCUACGUCUAUGUUAUAGAACUGCCUCCCCAGAUUCUGACAGAAGAUGGUCUGAUGUACUCUGUGGCAGAGGGACAGAUGAUUGAACUGGCUUGUGAGACCUUUGGCUCUCCUCGGCCCAAUGUCACAUGGGAGGGUGAGACCUGGGGCGCUCUUGUAGCCAACCCAAGGAUGAGCCAGUUACUCGAUGGCUCUCUGCAGAUCAGUAACGCCUCCCUCAAUGACAGUGGCCAGUACACCUGCACUGUCAGCAACAGCAAAAUCACCAUCACCGCUGAGCUGGACGUACUCAAUAAGACAGUCAUUGUGAAACCUCCAUUGGCUCUGCGAAUCCAGCGGGGGAAGCCCGCUACCCUCACCUGCGAGUACCAGGUGGACUCCAGGCAGGACGCCCCUCAAGUCCAGUGGAGGAAGAACCGACAGAAGCUCACAGAGUCUUCUGAUUCAGACAAGUACAUGAUAGACGAAUCUACCCUCAUAAUACCUGAUGUCGAGGAAGAGGAUGAAGGGAUUUACACCUGUGAAGUCAUUACCACUCUGGAUAUAGCUGAAGCGAGUGGCUCCAUCACUAUCGUUGACCGACCAGACCCUCCGACCCAAAUACAGAUGACUGAACCUAAAGACCGCAGUGUCACUCUCAGCUGGACACCAGGAAAUGAUCACAACAGCCCUGUGCUAGAAUAUUUGAUUGAGUUUGAGGAGACUGAAUAUGAAAGAAAAGAAUGGGAGGAGCUAAGCCGCGUGUCAGGCAACAAUCAGCGAACCACCCUUUCCCUGAAACCCUUCCUUUCCUACCGUUUCCGAGUCAUCGCCAUCAAUGACAUUGGCAAGAGUGAUCCGAGCAUGUACACGGAGGUCUUUUCCACACCAGCUGCUCCUCCAGACAGUAACCCUGAAGGAGUGCGCAGUGAUUCCAUCGACCUAGGCACCCUUUUGAUCACAUGGAAGGAAAUGGACAGACGUAGUUUUAACGGCCCAGGUUUUGAAUAUAAAGUGAUGUGGAGGAAAGUUUUGGGCAGCGGACCGUCCUGGCACAUCAAAUCCAUCAAGUCUCCACCCUUAAUCGUCCCAAAUGUGGGCAACUUCUCUGCCUUUGACAUUAAAGUGCAGGCUGUUAAUGAGAUGGGAGAUGGCCCGGAGCCCAAAUCCACCAUUGGAUACUCUGGAGAGGACUACCCGUUUGAGGCCCCUUUGAAUGUGGCGGUGGAUCUGAUCAACAGCACUGCCAUUAAAGUGGUGUGGGCGCCCAUAAAGAGAGAAACUGUGAGAGGUCGUCUGCAGGGUUACAAGAUUUAUCUAAUGCACUACGGCCCGGAAAGCAGACACCUCCGACGGGAGCGUGUUAGGGAGGGGAAGCCAAGCAACAUCUCCUUUGUGAUGACAGACAGUAGUGAGGAGAAGAAGGUUCUGGGAGAUCUGCAGCCCUACUCACAUUAUGCACUGUCUGUGAGUGUCAUCAACAAUAAAGGAGAAGGUCCCCAGUCUGAACCCCUCACUUUCAACACUCCAGAAGGAGUACCUGGUUCUCCAUCAUCUUUACUGCUGGAUAGCCCAUCGGAGACAGAAAUGACACUGCGUUGGACUCCGCCCACCCAGCCAAAUGGUGUCCUGAAAGGAUACACAUUACAGUAUCAACAAGUUGAUAAGGAAGACAGUCCUAUGCAAGUGGUAAAGAUUAGUGACCACGCCGUGUCUCACUUCAGCUUAAAGCUGGAUCCUCACAGCCGUUACCGCUUCUACCUGCGAGGCUACACUUCUCAGGGUGAAGGACUGCCAAUCAUCAGGGAGGGAGCUACAACACUGGAUGGAGUUCCGCCCUCCAACAUUAGUUUAUCGACUGGAGAGACAUCAGUCAACCUGAGCUGGGUAUCGAAAGAGAGACAGAGGAACGUGGGAUUCUUUAUACAUUACCUGAAAAAGGAUGGCAAAGGCACAUGGAAGCACUCUGAAAGAGUGAACAGCUCCCAGUCUUUUUACACGCUGCAGGGGCUCCAGUCCGGAUCCGAGUACCGCCUGAAGAUUGACUUCAAAAACAAAACUUUAUGGGAAGAUGAGAUCCAGACAGCAGGAGCAGAAUUCAAGGAGGUGCAUAAAGGGUUUGUGACUGAGAGCUGGUUCAUUGGACUCAUCAGUGCCCUUGUGCUGUUGCUGCUGGUGCUGCUCAUUCUGUGUUUCAUAAAACGAAGCAAAGGUGGAAAAUACUCAGUCAAAGAAAAAGAAGAAGGCCAGAUAGAUUCUGAAGCUCGGCCAAUGAAUAAUGAGGGUUUUGGAGAAUACAGAUCACUGGAGAGUGACAACGAGGAGAAGCGGACGGCCAGUCAGCCGUCUCUGUGCGAGGAUAGUAAGCUAUGUACCGACGACGCUCUAGACGAAUACGCCAACAGCAACAGCAUGCAGACCGAGGUCAUCAUGGACGAGUCGCUGGCCAGUCAGAGCAGCGGAGUCCGAGAUCUUCCUGACCCCGGGACUCAGGAAAGUUCCCCUCUAAAUCCUGCCACAGCCAUCUCCCACCACGGCCUGCCCAACUCCGCCGCCCUCCUUGACUAGACGGGGCGACACCGAGACCAAACGUGGAUUCACACAUGUGCCCACCUGUUGCAACCGCUCAUGACUGACCAAAUAAUCCAAAACCCACAAUAAUGAGACCUACACACACAACAGAUGCCAAGAACACCAUCCAGAUGCACUGCUGGACGUAAUUGGACCAACACAACACUUUUAACACAGCCAGAAGAAAACAUUCGACUGACAUAUAACAAAUAGACUGCCAUGCUCGUUGUUUACAGAUAUUAUCGCUCAUUUUACGAUAUAAAAUAGGCUAUAGCCGUUUACAGUUAUACAAACGUGACAAGAAGAGACUUAUCCAGUGACAAAUAAAGUAGACGCCGAGCUCCCAUGGCGAACACCAAUUCAAAUCAGAGUCGGAUUCACCUGUUAGUCAAUAAAAAGCGUUGUGGAAGGAGGGUGUGAGGGAGAAGAGAGAAGCUGAGGGCCUUAAAAUCGUGACUAAGUGCGUUGUGCAAGCAUAUAGACAGCGUGAGCUGGUUAUACUGGUUGCAAAUUUAAUCAACUUAUUGUGUUUUGUGCGUCUCUACCAUUUGUUGCUUUUUUUAUUCUUUGAAGACUUGCCUGAACCAUUUUUAUAAUUAAUUUUUUAUUAAUUUUUUUUGUUUUGUUUGUGUCGUGUUUUAAAGGUGCUGUAAGCGAUGUUAGCCAUUGUGGAACUUCUCAGUUUUAGUCACCGACUUAGACACGCACCCUAAAAAGAUUAGCGCGGUUAGCAUUGCCCUGCUGGUACAUAUUACAAACAUCUUUCUCUGGCAAAAUUCGCAGUGUGUUCUGACAGUUUCUUUUUUUUUUUUUUUUUUCGGCUAACAACUUGCUAAAUUUGGUUAUAUUAUAGUAGACGUUUGAACAGUGCCCAGUUCUUUUCAGAAAUGAAAAUUCAUCUAUUUUCAAAAUGAUAUUCUUAUUGAUAUUGUGAAAUGUUUCAUUUUUAACUCAAAAUGAUCAAUGUCAUGACUCUUUCUUCCAUUGAAUUUCUUAGAAUCUACUACAAUGUCACAUUCAGAUCUGCCACCAUCUAAUCAACAACAAAUUCCGUUCCAUAAAAUUCGCUUACAGUAUCUUUAAGUCAUCUGUAUGUUGAUAUAUUGUAAUAUUGUAGUGAUUCAAUAGAAGAUACAUAUCGGCAUCCCCUCAGUUACGAUUACAGAUUUCCGUAGUGUAAAUACAUGAGAUGCAAUGGCUCUACGACGCUAGAUCGUUUAUAGCAAGCUGUACAUACAAGCAUCUAUCAAUUUAGCCAAAUACAGUAUUAUAAUCUCUUUCAUCUCCAUCGGUUCCUGUGCCUGCCUUCGACAACAUAACUCACCACCAUCUCUCAUGUUUAUUCCUCCCUCUGUAUGUGUCUGUGUUCCUAAUUCUUGUUUUCUGCAUUGUAUGAAACUGUACUGAUUCCCUCUUGCAGUCCUGUUGGUGUAAAGCCAUAAGAAUACACACGUAAGGUGCGUAGAUUUGAGGUCGUAUUGAGUUAGAUAGGGCUGUGAGAGAGUACAAUAUAUCACACAAUUUAGUUUGGUUUCGUAAAAUGCAAUCGUGUAUUGGCUUGUCUUAUUACACAGAAUGUAUGCUUUGUUUGGGUGGGAAUUGUUCCAUACCAGUAUACCAAAUAGCAUUCGUUCCCUUUUUCGCUUUUUGGUUCAUUUGAUUUGAUAAACAAAUAUAGCAGAAUAUAGCACUGAGAGAAUCUAUGGCACAUCUGGUAUUUCUCAAGAGAGGGGCACAGGGGGGGGGAAAAAACUCUUAAUUUCCAGAUGAAUGUAAAUAUAGCCCAAAAGAUUGUUCAUUAUGAUGUUGAAAACUGUGUCUUGUUGAUUAUGUUUUCGGUUUUUAAAUUUGUUUGUUUUGUAACUUUUUUUUAACUUUAGAGUAACUUGUUAGUUGUGAUUUGAGUGUGGUAGACAAGUAGUGCAUAGUUUUAAAUAACUAAGAAAACAGUCCUUUGAUAAAUAGAUGUUGCAGGUUCUGAAAAAAAAAGCUGAUUGGAUAAAAGAGACAGAAAAAAGCUAACUGAAACAUGAUUGCGCUUAUAGUUUCCCGAGUGCUAAAGAAUGGCAGUAUUGUGCGUAUCUGAUUAGAAUCUAUUGCUGCAGAGCCAGCGUGAAAGGAAGGACGCAGUCAUCUUAUUUGCACCACUGCACACACAUACACACACACACGCUUCCAGGGAGCAAUAGAAACACGCUGACUCAGAUCUUUGAGACCACUGUCUUGCGGCGGGCUUUUUGCAGUGAUUCCCAGCCCUCUGGGAUUGUCCGAUCUGUGUUAGCCUCCCUCACAAAAGCUGUACAGACACACUCAGGACAAAAGUCUCUUAGAGCUCUAUUUUCUUACUGGAGGGGGAAGUGAUGCAAAUUCUAUUCAACUCAAUAUUCAACUGAACUGCUGCUAGACGACUUGUGUAUUUUGUCAGUGUCUUGACUGUGUAUUGAGCUCGGAGGUGAAUCGACUCUCGGAUAUCCACUAUACUGCCCUCUGCUACUGCAACUAAAACUGGGUGGGAGGGCACCGUUUAAAGCUUGACUAGCGGACGAACGUUGCCGUUUCUGUUGUUACUUGUCAAAUGUAUGCAUUCAAGCUCAUAAUGCAUCUUGAACUGUAGGCUUAAUGCAUAAAUAAGCUUGACAUAAUAGUCUCUUAUUCCUCUUGUAUGUUCUGUUUGUUACUGCAUAUGAUGUGAAAAUAAAUGAAGGACGAGAUGAA
Molecule: messenger RNA, 7297 nt
Organism: Onychostoma macrolepis
Lineage: Eukaryota; Metazoa; Chordata; Actinopteri; Cypriniformes; Cyprinidae
Gene: l1cama
Product: L1 cell adhesion molecule, paralog a
Exons: 29
Coding region: 815-4579 (1254 amino acids)
Biological process (GO): cell-cell adhesion
Molecular function (GO): protein binding
Source: RefSeq, a predicted model, not a curated record